UUAGGGUUUCGUAUAUUAUGAAGAUUUGUCGAAAAAAUAUAUGGGAGUUAAAAAAUUGAUAAAAACUAGUGUAUGUUUCUGCAGGUCGUACGUCGAUAUUUUUAAAUCAAGAAUGAAUACAAUAGGUGGCAUGACGAGAUUGAACGACACCGGAUACUUUUCCUCGGGUUUUUACGGUGGAGAAUGUUUAACUUCUGCAGCAAGAAACUUAAACUAUAUUAAGUAUCCAUCGAAUUCUAUGUUGUAUGUGAGUCUUGCUUAUAGAACAAGGAGCAUAAAACUACAUAGGAGGGCAGAUAAUUAUUACUAUAGUCGAAGAAGUUACGUGGUGAAAUCUAAUCAGAGCUCCGGUACUAAUGAAACGACGGAUGCGCGUGAAAAUCACGUGCCCGAAUCUUGCGAUAUUGCUGCACAAGAUGGAUUGACAGGCAAGCAAGAUCGAAUAGUGGAGAAUGCGGAAACUAAAAAGCAGCCUAGUUCGAAAGGUGUGGAUAAGACAUAUUAUCCGGCGGUUUCAACGCGAGGGAAAAUAUUUAGAGACGAGUACUUGACAAAGUUCGUUCGGUGGGAGGACAUAACCGACUCGCGGGACGAUUCUCCUAACUAUCCAAUUGACGAACGCACUUAUAGUCUCCUCUCGGAAUGUAUGGCGUCGCAUUUGAGGCAUACGCAGCUCGCCAAAGACCACGGUGACUAUUUGCCUUCUUCGAGUAGGAAAAUUCUGCUUCAGAGUGCUCCAGGUCAGUUUUUUCAAUUUUAUCUCGAUUUUUUUUCUUUCACCAAGUUUGGUCUACUCUUUGAACAUAUAGUAGAACCUUGAUAAAUUAAUAACCUCGAUUAAAU
Molecule: messenger RNA, 843 nt
Organism: Erythranthe guttata (spotted monkey flower)
Lineage: Eukaryota; Viridiplantae; Streptophyta; Magnoliopsida; Lamiales; Phrymaceae
Source: RefSeq, a predicted model, not a curated record